Messenger RNA from Juglans microcarpa x Juglans regia, 813 nucleotides. RefSeq lists its product as uncharacterized. Lineage: Eukaryota; Viridiplantae; Streptophyta; Magnoliopsida; Fagales; Juglandaceae. Bases 1 to 813 code for a protein of 270 amino acids. The record is from RefSeq and is a predicted model, not a curated record. The transcript has a single exon.
AUGAGUAAUCCGAAUAUCCGAACUGACGAAUUUUCUAGCAAUGAUCAAAUUCAAAUUGGAGAUGGUACAUGUUUGAAAAUCACUCAUAUUGGAACUACUUCUAUUUCUAAUUCAUCUUCUACCUUUCUUCUAUUCAAGGGCCUGGUUUUCCAGACUACCGAAAAAUUGCAGCACAUGGGAUUUGUUGGAUCAAAGGCAGAUAACUCAUUAUUCACUCUUCACAAAACUGAUUUUUCUAUCUUCCUCCUUAUAUAUGUUGAUGAUAUAAUCAUCACUGGAACAUGUUCAGCUGAAAUUAAUCUAGUUAUUCAGCAACUGGGCUCUAUUUUUCCAGUGAAAGAUUUAGGCAAACUUUCCUAUUUUCUAGGUGUGGAAGUAUUGUUCGAUGGCCAUGAUCUUUAUUUAUCACAAAGGAAAUAUGUAGCCAACCUGCUACAACGGGUAAACAUGCAUGAAGCCAAGCCUUGUUCUACUCCAAUGAGUACCACUUAUGCUUUAUCUAAAUAUGAUGGCACAGAUUUUUCAAAUCUGCAACUUUAUAGAAGCACGGUUGGUGCUUUACAUUACUUGGAUUUUACUCGUCCAGAUAUUGCUUUUGCAGUGCAUCGUGUUAGCAAAUUCAUGCAUCAACAUAAGAAUAUUCAUUGGCAAGCCGUCAAAUGUAUUAUUCGGUAUCUAAAGUUCACAGUUGGCUAUGCACUUCAUUUCCAUAAUAACUCAGAUCACUCUCUUCAAGGAUUCAGUGAUGCAGACUGGGCUGCCGACAAAGAUGACAGACGUAGUGUUGGAGCCUACUGUAUUUUUCAUGGAUAA